This is a messenger RNA of Dreissena polymorpha, 1335 nucleotides long. RefSeq lists its product as uncharacterized. The coding region runs from base 1 to 1335 and encodes 444 amino acids. The record is from RefSeq and is a predicted model, not a curated record. Lineage: Eukaryota; Metazoa; Mollusca; Bivalvia; Myida; Dreissenidae. The transcript is spliced from 2 exons.
AUGAAAGAGCAGUGGCCACAUAUUAAAGACAUACCAUUCCCAAGUACUGGUAGAAAGAAGAAGAUAGAUUUACUGAUAGGUCUUGACUAUGCGCACCUUCAUAGGUCACUUGGAGAGAUAGUAGGUGGUGAUGGUGAACCAGUGGCUAGAUUGACACCACUUGGAUGGACAUGUGUUGGGCCAAUAAAUAGAGAGAAUAAUCAUGAUAGCACUAGCAUGUUUGUGUUUCAUGCUAAUAAUACCUUGGAGAUUUCAUUGAAACAGUUUUGGGAACUUGAAAGUGAAACGGAGUGUAACCAAAUGUCACUAGAAGACAAGAAAGUGCAGGUUAAAAUAGAAAACAGUAUUGAACACAAAGACAAAAGAUACAUAGUUCCAUUGCCAUGGAAAUAUGAUAAAGAAACAUUACCUGACAACUAUAGUAGUGCCUUAAACAGACUAUAUGGUACUGAGAAAAAAUUGAAGAAAUCUCCUGAAUUGAAGCAGGAGUAUAGUGAUAUUAUAAGGAAAUAUGAAGAGAAAGGCUUUAUUAAGAAGGUUGAAAGAAAAGACAAUGAAAGAGGAUGGUAUUUGCCACAUUUUGCUGUAGUGAGGCCAGAAAAGGAGACAACAAAAGUUCGCAUUGUGUUUGAUGCAUCAUCUAAACAUGAAGGCACAAGUUUGAAUGAGUACCUAAGUACAGGUCCAAAAUUGCAAAGAGAACUGUUUGAUGUGUUGCUAAGGUUCAGAAGAAAUCAGAUCGCAGUUGUCUGUGACAUAGCGGAGAUGUAUUUGAAAGUUGGCCUAGCAAGUGAGGAUCAAAAAUACCAAAGAUUCCUAUGGAGAGAAUCACCAGAAAGCCCCAUCGAAACAUUUGAAUUCACACGUUUAGUGUUUGGAGUUAACUCAUCACCAUAUCUAGCCCAGUAUGUAUCUCAACAUAAUGCUGUGCUCCAUGCUGACAUGUAUCCGCUGGCGGCUGAGACAAUUUUGAAGUCUACUUACAUGGACGAUAGCAUGGAUUCUACGAAAAACGUGACAGAGGGAAUAGAACUAUGUAGACAAUUGAGAGAGCUGUGGCAGAAAGCUGAUAUGCAUGCUAGAAAGUGGAUUUCAAAUUCACUAGAAGUGUUAGAAACAAUACCAGAAGAAGAUAGAGCAGCAGAAAUAGAUUUAGGAACAGGAAAUCUGCCAACAACUAAAGCUCUUGGAAUAUCCUGGCAAGCCAAACAUGAUGAAUUUAUAUUCAAAGUCGGUGACGAAAUGACCAUGCCUGAUGAAAUCACAAAGAGAAAUGUAUUGAAGACUGUUUUCUUGCUGUUGCGAACAAUUGGUGGGAAGGCCCCAGCUUCCUAA